UAGAAAAAAUGAACGAGAGCCAGCUGGAUGGGGUCCACUGGACCAACACACGGUUCAACGCGAGCGAGUUGACUCGUUGAUCUCGACUCAUAACUCGUAACCACGCUUCCAAUCUCAACCUUUCUUUCUGAUUUGGCAAACACGGUGGAGGAUGUCGGAAGGGAACCAGAUCGACGAUUCCAAAAACGACGACGUUGCAGAGGAUGAAUCUUCUCCGGUUCAACGCGACGAACCGGAAGAGAAGAUCCGUAAACGGGACCACAUCGACAUCCUUUCUCACCCCAACGUGAUGAGGCUUCUGAACAAGCAAGGUGAUCAGAUUGUUCUAUUUGCAGAUAAAGUUUUGAAGUUCACUGGUUCUGGGAAGAUGAAAUACCGAUAUCUGAUGAUUACGGAUUUUGCGGUUUACCUAAUUGACCCUGAAACUGAUUCCCUCAGACGGAGGAUAGCCCUUGCGGCGGUUGAGAAAAUUUGUGUCAGUACUUGGAGUUUACACCCAUUGCUCGCUCUCACAUUGCUCCAUCCUUUGCAAUUGUACUUGUAUGUGAUUGUUUGUACGAUCUACAGUGGGUCCCUGAGAAUUUUUACAGAAUGUGUUUAGAAAUUUUGUAUAUACAUGCUAGCAAACAAUUGACUUUGUUGGCGAUCCUCCAUUUUCUAAUCCAUGGUCUAAAUAGAGAUGGCAUGCUUUCAAAUUAGCUUUGGAAAGUUAAAAGAAUUUUUUUCCUUGUUUCAGCAAAUCUUGUUACAUUUCAUGCUACUUAGUUGAGCUGCAAUCUUCUGUGUGGGCUACUGAUUGAAGUUUUACACUAUAGACAUUGAAAAAACUUAGAGAUUAUAAGAUGUUAGUCCAAUUUUUGUACCAUCCCAGUAUUUCAUCUUUGUCUAUCUUGGUUAUGUACGAUGAUAUCUGGUAUGUCUGUGGUAGCUGUAUAAAUUUAUUGAUUAUGUAUGACAAUUAUGGUCCAUUGCCAAUGUGAAUUCUAAGUAAUCCAUUACACCCUUGACUGCUAUAAUGAUCAGUAUCCCAUUUCUGAAGUCCUCAUACUCACAAGGUAGUCCCGAUAAGCAUGAAAACGUCACCCCUGGGUAUGCACAGUGUAGUCUUGCAUGGCAGAUGUCUGCAACAUGAUUGCAUUCCCUGAUCCCUUUUCUGUUGUCUCUCUACUUUACUUUUCUGUUGAGUGUCUCAGUUUUAGUUAUGUAGGACAAUAAGCAGUUGACAUGUUUUUCUUUUCUGUUUAUAACCUGGUUAUGUGCUUUUUUAUGUGUAUGUCUUAUGCCCUUACUUUAACAUUUUCUAACCCCAAAUUUUAAAUUGUUUCUAGUAAGUUGUUUGUUGUUUAUAGACAUGGUCCAUACUGUAUUUCGAAGCUGACAAUCAAGGACUAAUGUUUUCAUGGGAUGUGGUUUCCCCUAACCAAAUGUAUUACUUUAACCCAGCAUGUUUGAUUAAUGUGUUGUACGGUCUUCUUUACAAUUUUGCUGUUGUAAAUUCUGUUGAGUAUUGCUUUCAACCAUUGUUACGAAAUUUUCUUGACUUUAAUCUAGCACUAAACACAUGCUUUG
Messenger RNA from Vigna angularis (adzuki bean), 1569 nucleotides. RefSeq lists its product as uncharacterized. The transcript is spliced from 3 exons. Gene Ontology annotation, cellular component: myosin complex. The coding region runs from base 152 to 601 and encodes 149 amino acids. Gene Ontology annotation, molecular function: cytoskeletal motor activity. The record is from RefSeq and is a predicted model, not a curated record. Lineage: Eukaryota; Viridiplantae; Streptophyta; Magnoliopsida; Fabales; Fabaceae.